Molecule: messenger RNA, 3162 nt
Organism: Podospora anserina S mat+
Lineage: Eukaryota; Fungi; Ascomycota; Sordariomycetes; Sordariales; Podosporaceae
Exons: 3
Coding region: 1-3162 (1053 amino acids)
Biological process (GO): photosynthesis; calcium ion transmembrane transport; manganese ion transport
Cellular component (GO): endoplasmic reticulum; Golgi membrane; plasma membrane
Molecular function (GO): heme binding; ATP binding; ATP hydrolysis activity
Source: RefSeq, a predicted model, not a curated record
AUGGAUCGCUUUACUCGAACGAAUGGCGGCGAUGCGCUGCCGAUCUACCACAACUCCCCUGUGCCUGCGCAGCUCACCAUAUCUCAGGCCGGUGACCGCCCCCCAUCUACCUCACCACGGACGACGUCUGCACAAUCAAGAAGCAUUGCCAACGAAUAUUCUUACCAAAGCCCCGCCGAAGUCGCAUCUCGAUUAAAUACGUCGUUAACUCAAGGCCUGACGGCUGCGGAGGCCCUUUCAAGGCUACGCGACUAUGGCCCAAACGAAAUACCUCACGCCGAGCCUGAGCCAUUAUGGUUGCGGUUUCUCGGGCAGUUCAAAGAGCCCCUGAUUGUCUUGCUGCUGUGCUCGGCUGGGCUGUCAUUGCUGGUAGGAAACAUGGACGACGCUGUCAGCAUCACAGUGGCGGUGACCAUUGUGAUUAGUGUGGGGUUCUUGCAAGAAUAUCGUUCCGAAAAGUCUAUCGAGGCACUCAACCACCUGGUUCCGAACCAUGCGCAUCUUGUGCGGAAACAAACAUCGGGUACGACCCCUGGGGCCCGCACCCCAAACGAACCGACGGCCGGCGCUUCAGGAUUAGCGACGCCCGAGGAGGAGGUUCUCGAGGCUACUUCAUCAAAAGUCAUGGCCGCCCAGCUUGUACCUGGUGACCUCGUUCUCUUCACCACUGGCGAUCGUAUCCCUGCCGACAUUCGAGUCACCAAAGCUGCGGACUUGACCAUCGACGCCUCGAACCUCACAGGAGAGAAUGCACCUGUCAGGAUCACAGCAGAUGCUCGCCCCCGCCAAGGCUUCGCAUCACCUGCCCCAGGCGAUGCCAGCCUUCAGCUGCCUCGUCCAACUUUUGCGGCAGGCAAUGCGGACGACAAGGGUCAAAAUAUUGCGUACAUGGGAACACUGGUAAAAUCCGGACAUGGACAAGGAAUUGUGUUUGCGACUGGAGGUGAUACGCACUUUGGCACUAUUGCCACCAGUGUCUCUGGAACUGAAAGCCCGCGGUCCCCUCUCCAGCUCUCCAUGGACGACCUAGGAGGCCAGCUGACACGCAUGUCGUUUGGAAUCAUUGGUCUGAUCUCCAUAUUUGGAUGGUUGCAGGGAAAGAACCUGCUUGAAAUAUUCACCAUCUCCGUCUCACUGGCUGUUGCGGCUAUUCCUGAAGGUCUUCCCAUCAUUGUCACGGUCACCCUGGCUUUGGGUGUUCACCGGAUGGCUAAACACAACGCCAUUGUCCGUCGGAUGCCGAAAGUUGAGACGCUGGGUUCUGUGAAUGUGGUCUGCACAGACAAAACGGGAACACUGACAACGAAUCAUAUGACAACGACCAAGAUUUGGACAUUUGGCAAUGACGAUGCCUUCAAUGUUGAUUCGGACGAAGAAUUGACGGGAAAGGAGCCCGACGCUGCCACCCACAGGAUCUUGCGCAUUGGCAACAUUGCCAACAAUGCCCGUCCUGCGAGAAAUCACAAUGAAAAUGGACCUGCUGCCAGAGCCGUCUUUUCCUCCACGCAACAUAGAGGUCAAGGGUCGUCAUCAUACACCCGUUGGGUAGGACAACCCACAGAUGUUGCUAUGCUUGACCUGUUGGAUCGGUUCAGUUUACAUGACGUCCGUGACUCCCUUGGACCUCGAGUUGCUGAGACGCCAUUCAGCUCUGAGCGCAAGUGGAUGGGCGUCGUCAUUGCAGACGGAGAUAAGGAACAUGCAUAUAUGAAGGGCGCGAUUGAUCGAGUCCUCGACACUUGCGAUACAUACGUGACAGAUGAUGGGCGGGAGUUCGUCAUGGAUGCUGGUCGCAGGGAAGAGGCUAUACAGGCAGCCGAGAAGAUGGCUAGGCAAGGCCUCCGUGUCCUUGCUUUUGCCAAUGGUCCGGUAAAUAAGUCUGCUAGGAGCAAGGCUGCCAGGAGCACCACUCCGAAUGGCCGGGAAAGUCCAAAUGCUGUUGGUGCUGUUGAAGAGCAGUACCGGGGACUUACUUUUGCCGGACUUGUAGGCAUGAGUGAUCCCCCUCGACCUGGUGUCGGCCGCUCUAUCAGAAAACUGAUGCGAGGCUGUGUCAAGGUUAUCAUGAUUACUGGCGACGGCGAAUCAACCGCUUUGGCGAUUGGCAAGCAAUUGGGAAUGGCGGUCGCCGUUCCCACAGAACACUCUUCGAAUCAGAUCACCGUCAAGCCAGUAUUGCGGGGUGAUGAGCUUGACGAGAUGUCCGAUGAAGAUCUUGCUCGAGCUUUGGAUCACACCACUAUCUUUGCCCGCACCACCCCCGAACACAAAAUGAAGAUCAUUCGCGCUCUCCAGUCUCGUGGUGAUAUUGUCGCCAUGACGGGAGAUGGAGUCAACGAUGCACCUGCCCUCAAAAAGGCGGAUAUCGGCAUUGCCAUGGGCAUGCAUGGAACUGACGUCGCCAAAGAGGCGGCUGAUAUGAUUCUAACGGACGACGAUUUCUCUACUAUUCUUCACGCUAUCGAGGAGGGCAAGGCCAUCUUCAACAAUAUUCAGAACUUCCUCACCUUCCAGCUGAGCACAAGCGCGGCCGGCCUCUCUCUUGUCUUGAUCUGCACCGCUUUGGGGUUCAAGUCUCCAUUGAACGCGAUGCAGAUUCUGUGGAUCAACAUCAUAAUGGAUGGGCCUCCGGCGCAAUCCCUCGGCGUCGAAGCUGUAGACAAGGACGUUAUGAACCGCCCUCCCCGCCGCCGUAACGACGCGGUCCUUACUCGCCCGUUGGUUUCUCGCGUGUUGACCCAAGCGUUUGUCAUUAUGGUUGGCACGAUGCUGGUUUACACUCACGAAAUGCAAGACGGCAUCGUCACCCGUCGGGACACCACCAUGACCUUCACCGCUUUUGUCAUGUUUGACAUGUUCAACGCUCUUGCUUGCCGUUCCGAAUCGAAAUCGAUCUUGAGAGGAGAAGUUGGGCUGUUCAGCAACACUCUGUUCAACUGGGCCGUGAGCUUGAGUAUGUUGGGGCAGCUGCUGGUGAUUUACUUCCCUUGGCUGCAGGAGGUGUUCCAGACGGAGGCGCUGGGGUGGAGGGAUCUGGCGAAGCUGGUGGUGCUGUGUAGCACUGUCUUCUGGGUGGAUGAGGGGAGGAAGUGGUUGAAGUAUGGGAAGGGAAAGAUUGGGUUGGGUGGGAGGACAGGGGGUGGGUAUAGUCAGGCUGUGUGA